CUUAAUACACAGUGGAAAUUGUAACUCCCGCUGAGAACCGAUGGAAGCAUAGAGCCAACACCGCACCACCAAGACCGUCAUUAUUAGUACUCACAACAUCUGCAACAACGGCAUAUAACGUUCAUUAAACGAUCUUCACAGAUUCGCCACGAGAAUGCAAACCGUGAUUUGAGAAUUCAAGAGAAUGGAACCGACCUUGUAAAUCUGCCCACUGGAAAUGCUCUCUUGCAGAACACAUCUGAAUGAGAUAAGUUUCGUAAGCUAGUGUGUUGUUCAUAUAUUGACAAGGGUGAGCUGAGGUUACGAAUUCUAAAAAUGAACGAAAAACGAGCCCACCAUGAAUCAGUGCGUUCCCUCGGCGAGUACUUCGCGGAAAACACCAGCAUGCAUGGCUUGGCCAGGAUUGUGGGCAAGCCAGGCCUAACGAGGAGAAUGUUUUGGAUUCUGGCGGUGUUGGCGGGAGCCGGAGUGGCAGUGUACAACAUAUGGACGAUUUUCAUCGCCUUCGGGACGCGGGAGGUGUCUACAGUAGUCAGCCUGGAGUACAACACAAAGCUUCGCUUCCCUGCCAUCACCAUCUGCAACAUCAAUGCCGCCAAGAAAUCCAAGCUGAUGAAUGUGUCCAGCAAUUACGAUUUCGACAUAGGCGAAAAGAAGACAGUGAGUUCAGAGGUGCCAGAAGCCGAUUCCCCUGAACCCAUAGAGGCUCUCGGUAUCUCAGACGUCACCGACACCCCCAUCACUGUGGACACGUCGACACCAUCUGGCUCGUACAGUCAAGAAUACAGAGAAGCGCUUAGCUUCCAACAAGCCUUGUCCAACCUUCCGCCAAGAGUAAGAACCAACAUCGGACACCAGCUGGAGGACAUGCUCAUAGAGUGUUCCUAUCAAGGAAAAAGAUGUACACCGAGGAAUUUCACCAAGUUCUACAACUACAUGCACGGCAACUGCUACACCUUCUCAACCACUGCGACGGACGAGAUGUACACAACAAAGACUGGGCCUUUAUAUGGGCUGUCCAUCAUGCUGAACGUGGAGGAGGAUGAGUACGUCAGGUCUCUCACCAACAGAGUCGGCUUCAAGGUCACAGUCCAUAACGUCGCCGCCAUGCCGUUCCCUGAGGACGAGGGCUUCGACAUCUCCCCUGGGUUUGCAACAUCUGUCGGCGUACAGAAGGUGUUUGUUGAGCGCACACCUUCCCCGUUUGGCAACUGUGAAAUCCACGGGCAAGACGGUCCACCCAACAUAUUCUCCACCCAGGUAGAAAACAUCAAAUAUAGUGACAAGGCGUGCGAGAAGUCGUGUCUUCAGGCACAGCUGGUCAACAGUUGCGGAUGCUGCGACAUGACGUUGCCGUGUGACGCCGCCGCUCUCGGCCUCAUCAUGGAGACCGUCCCAUCCCUCCCUCUUCGACAGUGUGACACCAGCAGGAGAAACGGAGAUUCAUGUGAGAUGACGGUCCUGAAGACGUUUGAGGAUGGCGACACACCAUGUCAACAGAGAUGUACACCGAACUGCAGGUUAGCUUCACAUGUGCUUGAGGAAGGGGGCCCAGCUGUACACUGA
Messenger RNA from Haliotis rufescens (red abalone), 1566 nucleotides. RefSeq names its product amiloride-sensitive sodium channel subunit gamma-like. Gene Ontology annotation, molecular function: ligand-gated sodium channel activity. The record is from RefSeq and is a predicted model, not a curated record. Gene Ontology annotation, biological process: sodium ion transmembrane transport. The coding region runs from base 316 to 1566 and encodes 416 amino acids. The transcript has 8 exons. Gene Ontology annotation, cellular component: membrane. Lineage: Eukaryota; Metazoa; Mollusca; Gastropoda; Lepetellida; Haliotidae.